Molecule: messenger RNA, 12504 nt
Organism: Polypterus senegalus (gray bichir)
Lineage: Eukaryota; Metazoa; Chordata; Cladistia; Polypteriformes; Polypteridae
Gene: rnf130
Product: ring finger protein 130
Exons: 9
Coding region: 333-1616 (427 amino acids)
Source: RefSeq, a predicted model, not a curated record
UGGGAACAGGGUCGUGUGCGCGUACGCUGUCAAGUAGUCCUCGCGCUUGCGCGGGUCGUUGUGCCAUGAAGCAGAAAGGAAAGAGCAAAAAAUGAACCAAGCAAAGCGAUAUGCAAGGAAGGAUGUGGAGAUCCGAAGCUGAAUUGUAAUAUUUAUCUGCCAGGACCUUCACGGAAGGAAUCGGUCAAGAAAGCUUCCCUUGAACGUUGUUUUCUCUGUGCACGAAGGAAAAAAUAAUACAGCUAUAUAAAAGAAAAUUGCAGUUCAGACUUGCACAUUAUCAGUAAAGCGACGGAUUUAUUAUCCGUGGGGCUAAGGAGGACAAACCAAAGAUGCCGAAGAAGUUGUACGCAGCCCCACCACGCGACUGCCUCUCUGCCGUUAUGGUGCUGCUUGUGUUGCCCCGUUGUCUACUUCCUAUCUGGGCAGACAACAGCACUGCUCCCAAGGAGGAACAGUAUAACGCUUUACUUAAGGUCAAUAUUUUGGACUCCAGCGGUAACAACCACAAAGUACUCAAGAUAGAAGAUGGCCGAUAUGGUCAAGAGUCUCCCAAAGCUGAAGCCAAAGGGGUAGUCAUUGCACCGGUUCCUAUUCACGGAGUUGCAGACCGGCUGGGCUGUGGUCCUCAGACACGUUUUAUUGUUCCACCAAAUAUCAAACAUUGGAUUGCACUGUUACAACGAGGAAAUUGUACAUUUAAGGAAAAGAUUUUGAGAGCGGCCAUGUUUAAUGCUAGUGCUGUUGUAAUAUACAACAAUAUAUCCAAAGAGGAGGCUGUCAUAAUGGCACACACAGGUACUGGAGAUACAGUAGCAGUGAUGAUUACAGAGUCCAAAGGCAAAGAAAUCUUGAGCUAUGUGGAAAAGAAUCUUACUGUUAUCAUGUCCAUCGUGGUUGGAACUCGUGGUAUGCCGAAGAAUUUCAACCGUGGCUCAUUGGUUUUUGUCUCUAUCUCCUUCAUUGUUCUCAUGAUAAUUUCAUCAGCCUGGCUUAUCUUCUACUUCAUCCAAAAAAUUCGCUAUGCAAAUGCUCGCGAUAGGAAUCAGCGUCGAUUAGGAGAUGCAGCCAAAAAAGCAAUUGGCAAGCUAAGCACUAGAACAGUAAAAAAAGGAGAUAAGGAAACAGACCCUGAUUUUAACCACUGUGCUGUCUGCAUCGAAGGCUAUAAGAUGAAUGAUGUGGUUCGUAUUCUUCCUUGCAAACACGUGUUCCAUAAGGUGUGUGUAGAUCCCUGGCUAAAUGAACACUGUACCUGCCCAAUGUGCAAGCUUAAUAUUCUUAAGGCACUUGGAAUUACACCUAAUUUACCUUGUGUGGAUAAUGUUGCUUUUGAUAUGGAAAGACUAACUAGAGGUCCAACAGCUAAUCAAAGAUCAUCUCUUGGAGACCACACCAGUGAUAGCUCAAUCAGCCUGGAACCACUGAGACAUUCAGGAAUGUCACAGAUUCACUCAGAUGCCGAACUAACACCUCGCUCCGGAGAGAUCAACAUUGCUGUCACUAGUGGGAAUUUCUUUACUCGCAGCUCUCUGUCCCCUCGCAAUGUGGUCUGUGAGAUUGAACUCCCGGAUAUGCAGCCCUCCUUGGAUCGCUAUGAUGAAAACAAGUCGUGAGGCCUUUCUCUGUCACAUUUUACAGUUUUUUGUGUGGUUUGGAGCAUAAUAAUUGCAGACAUUUUUUUUAAAUCAGUGUUAAUGCGCAGACAGCACACACAUAAACUAAAGUCACCGAAUGUACUGGAAAAAUAUUGCUUUUCUUGAAAUGUUUAUCAGAUUUUUUUGGCACUUAUAAAUGUACAGCGUUUUCGUCUUUUUUUUUUAAAUUGCUGCUGCUCUUAUUCCUAGUGGAAUAACUUGACCUAAUACCUGUUUUAACAAAUGGACUAAUAGAACAGAAGCAGAUCAAGAAAGGGACCUGCAUUUGAAAAAGGGGCAAGAAAGAAAGGGAAUUUUUGGUUUUCCUUUUUUCAGACAUACUGUAGGGUGUUCAUAUUGCCAUGAAUUUAUCAUGCAUACAUGAUUCCCAUACUGUUUGUAUCAGUGUAGCGGGACCAAAACUGUGUGCACAGAAAGCAUCUUUUGGAGUUUUUUUUUUUACUCUUUUUAACAAACUAUCAUGGAUUGAAUGGAACAAUUGAAAGAAUAUUUGGAUUUGGUUUUACCUUUAUUGGGGGCAAGAAUGACCAAGGCCUCAGUAAAGUGUUAUUAGCUAGCCCUCCAUUUUGAGGUACAAUGUUCAGUAGGGUUUCAUUUCAUGUGCCAGGAUAGGCCAGCCUAGGCUAGACUAAUGUGAAAAAUGGAACAGUAUUUGUUAAGUGAUAGGUCAGUAUUUAUUUUGCAAAAUAUAUCUUUAUUAAUAAGUAAAAAUGUACUAUUUAAUUUUAAUCCAUAUACUAUUGAGUAUUAAAAUGUGCAUGUAUGCUAAGCCAACUCCAAUCCACUGAAAAAGAUGGUUUGGUAAGGUUUGAUUUAGUUGGAUCUAGAAGUACAACUACAAGGGAAUUUUCCUAAAUUUUGUUAUAUUCCUUCAUUGUUGUGUUUCUGUGGUGUUACCUGCUUUUGAACUUAUAAGGUUUUAACUUGUAAGAUACAGAUAGUUCUGGUUUUACUUGUUUUUUUUUUCUUUUUUUUCCCAAGUAAUAUGAAAUGGAAUAUCUUACCAAGCUACUUUAUUUUUAGCAUUAAUAGACUAAGAGAUGCAGUGAGUCAGGGUUCCUCCUAGUAGGCAUUGACAGAAAAGUAUCAAAAGUGUCCUUUUUAUACUCUGUAAUGUCCAUAUUAGAAUAUAGUUGCCUUAAGCUGUAAUAACUCUGGUAUUUGCUCUCUUUCUAUGGGUCUGAGAAAUUAACAUGGACUUUGCUUUGUGUUUGAUAUUUUAAAUUACAGGGAGUCAAAUAUGUUCUAAGUGAGUGGUAAUAAUAUGAAUGGUAACUCUUGUCAUAUUUCCAAAAUGUGUUUCAUUUAUGGAGUCAACAUAUUUUUGUUGUAAAAAAUAAUUUUGACUCUGGGGCAUAAACUCAAAUUAAAACAUUUAACUUGAAUGGUUGAAACUAUAUUUUCAACAAAUCCAUCUUACAAAAGAAUUCCUAUGCCCAAAUGCUUCCAUUUGCUUUAUUUAACUUGCACAUCUUUGAAUUAAUUUUGAGUUCUAUAAUUAGUGUACAGUGUUCCUUUAUAUCUCAAGAUAUUAAUUUUUAAGUGACCUUGGAGUUUAAUAAAGGCAAAUGUAUUGCAGAGGUCACUACAAAGAUAUUGCACAACAAGAACAGCAUAAAGGUUUAAAAAAAAGUAAUUUAUAACGACAGUCUGUUCAUGUUUGUGUUUGUAUAUACAUCUUUUUUUAUCCCCAUGAUCUCAGUGAAGUUGCUGUGUACCUUUGUUGGUAUUUUGCCUUGCCUUUUUAAUGGGCUCAUGCUAAUGAUUAAAAAUACACCUUUUAAUGACCACAUUUUAAGAACAUACGAAGUGUCUUCAGAUUUUGAUUGAAUUCUCAACAUCAGAGCCUGCUCACAAACACAAUUCUUUUAUAUUUUUAUACAAAUCAUGGAAUCUUAUUUGCUCAAAAAUUCACAAUAACAUGCAGGUCUAUAUCAGUUGUUUCUAAGUUCAGUGCUGAGGGACCCCUGUGGCUGCAAGCUUUUGUUCCAACUAGUUUGACAAUUAAUUAGUCAGGUAUGGUUAGGAUUGGUGGGUCUGAGCUAAGGAUCUGUAUUGGUAUUUGGAACGUUGCCAGAUCAAAUCUCAUUACUGCCAGGAGGGAUCCUGCUCCAUUGGGCCAAUGAGAAAGGCCCUUAUUCUGAAAAUUGCUCCAGGGACUCUGUACAAUGACUGACCAUGCACUCUCACCUCCAAAGGUCAUGCGAUAAGACAGUUUCCUCUUGGGGAUUAAUACAGUGUACCAAAUACUAAAAUUCUACCUGUAAUUGAUCACAUUGUUUAAUUACAUACUUUUUUAAUUCUGCAUUUGAAAAAGUUAAGUAAUGUUACAUUCCAUUCAUAAGAAAUUUAUAAAUAUUUGUAUAUUUCACCUUCAAGAUUUGUCUCUAAGCAUUACUCUUGAAGACACCCAUUCACCAUCAGUCAUUUUUAAGGAAUCUUGGUGUGACUCUGAAUUCCUCACUUUUAGUCAUCAAAUAUUUUUCUUCAAUAAACCAAUUGUGUUGUUUCUUUCUUCAUAAUAUUACUCACUAUUUAUGCCAUGCAACUCAUUCUUCAGGCAUUGGCUCUCUCUCGGCUGGACUAUUGACACUAUCUCCUGAUGGGGCUUCGUUCAACUGCUGUAAGACCUUUCCAGUUUCUUCAGAAUGCAGCUGCUCAACAGAUGUUCUUUAUUACUCUUUUCACUCCUAAUACUCCUCUGUUUCAAUCUGUCAGCUGACUUCCUGUUGCUGCAAAACUCUGAAUGGUUCUGCUCCUCUGUAUCUCCAGUCAUUGGUCUCUCCACAUGUCCCUUCAAGAAGUGCCUCUCUCUGUGUGUUGAUCAUCUCUUGCCAGAUGUUUCAGUACUGGACAAUACCAAUCUGUUCUUGUUCCAAAGCUGUGGAAUGAUCUGCCUUUUGUCUACACAACUGCAUCCAGUUUGCUCAUGUUUAAGUGUCUUCUACUCUUGUUGUACUGACAAAGAGUAUAGGAAAAUGAUUUUAGACUUAGACUAUGACUAAGAUAGAAAUAUUUCAAAGUUUUAUAUGAAAGUAAAUCUCACAUUACUAAAAUUCUUUAAGGGAAGGAGAGAAAAAAUGGAAAAAUGUUAAAGCUGAUUAAAGUGAAAAAUGGCUUGCUGAUAAUGAAACUGUGUGGAACAAAAACCUGCAGGCACAGAAAUCCCCCUUGACUGAACUUGGAAGCCACUGUUUAUAAACCCAGAGCACUCGAAUUUGGUCCUUACGGGUCCUUGAAUUAAUAGCUUAAUUAGAAGUCAACACUUGACAGUAACAGAACCUAUUUAAUUUUAUGUCCUCUUAAUAUUUUUCAUUCUGCCAUAUCCUGUCAUUCAUAAUAUUUUAGGAUUUUUCUUUUCAAGAAUAUUAUACAAAUGAGUUGUGAGCUUGACUAGAUUAGUAGUUCUCAAAUUUUGUUUCUCUUCCAUUUCUUUCCAAAUAUUUUAUUAGAUCAGAGACAUUAUGAUGAACACAUAAAGGUGUAAAUGGGACCAAGUUAGGUGAUCGGCUGCUGAACAUGCUGUUUUGCAUCCCAUUGUUAGUUGGCAGAUGGUUAAGAAAACCAGAAACCAUUAAAAUGGUUAGUAAAGCUCUUUAAGGUUAAAGGAAGUGAUCAUGGGUUGUGAAUCUGAAUACGUGAGUUAAUAAAAUAAAGCACAAAUAUCUUGCUUGAAUAUUAAUUGCUUUAGCAGCAAUAAGUUCCUUCUAAUUAGGAAAUUGAUUUAGAACAAAAACCUGCAGACACUGUUACCCAAAAGGACCAAACUUCAGCACCCCAGUGUACAGUAAAUGGUAUAAAUUAUUGUUUUAAAAUCUGAGAUUACACUUUUGUAAAUAUCAUUGUUUUUAACUUUUCCAGCCUUAAUGCAUGCUUCAAAAUGUAAUGUUUUAUGAUGUAUAUUUCUGACUAAUGAAUACUUCAUAAUUGCUCCAUUUAAAUACCUUUAAAAAGGAUUUAUUUAGCAUGAGGAAACCCUAAUAUGUAAUGUGUCCUUAUUAAACCUGUUUUUCCUUCCAGCAAGGUUGCAUAUAGAAUUAUUUUUGAAAUAAACAGGCAAAUCAUUAUUUUUAGGUAUUAUGAAAUCUAGGUCCAUUUGACCCUAAAUAAUUAGAUAUUGUAUUUUAUUACCUUCCAGGUUUUUGUUGAGUGUCUGUGCUGCAAAUAUUAAUAACAUCUUCAAAUAUCCAACGUGAUAAUCUUAAUGUCAUAUUUUUAUGAACUAAGCAAAUAAAUGCAUAUUUUAACAAACUUAUAUGGAGAUGUAAUCAAAACAUUAUUUUACUGAUUAUUUUAAAUAUGUUGUUUAGUAACAUGUAGGCACUCAGUGAAAAUAUAAAAUAUAAGAAACAGAAGAUGUCAAAGAAAAUGUAAGGUAAAUUCAGUCUUAGUAAAAGAGGAUGGUUUUGGGUUGGCACUCUGAUCAGAAGUGAAGAAUCUUAUUAGCAAACCUUUCCCUCAUACUCUAGCAUCCGUAUUGUACACCCCAGUUUCAUUGUAACAUGCAACACUGUUUCGUUAUGUAUUUGUCAAUCUGUAAUCAGUUUAGUUCAGGGUUAUGGGGACAGGAGCCUAUCUUGACAGUAUCUGGUGCAAAGCAGGAAAAAAAAACCCUGGCCACCAGUCUGUCACAGGUCACAUUCACACAGAACCAGUUAAUCUACAUGAUUGGGAUAUUGGAGCACAAGCACUUCCAUAAACAUGGUGAGAACAUGCAAACUCGAUAAAGACACUAUCCAGACAGAAUUUCGAAACCAACACUUUGGAACAAUGAAGCAGCAGUAUUAAACAUUGUGCCACCCCGACUUCUUUGCAAUUAAUAGAGAGAUGAAUAAAAGACAAGUUAAUUUGGUGCCAUUUGUAACACUGUAAUAAAUUAAGUUCUUGCAUACAAUAUUUAGAAUAUUAAGGUCUACUAUUAAUGCACAUCAUUAACCAUUUUGUUAAUUUUGCCUUAAAAAGUACAAACUGGCAUUGGUUAAGAACAAGGAGAAAAGGAAUCCUUCUAAAUAAAGCAUACAUUAUAUUAAAGGUUAAGUUCUAUAUUUUUCAAGUCAAAAUUAUUUCGCAAACAUGUAAUAAAUAUUAAUUUGCCACAUGAAAUUGUGUUCUAAAGUGAAGUAUUAAUUAUUAAUAAAUGAGUAAUUUCAUAAAUUUAACCAAAAACAACCUAGCCUAUUGUGUUUUAAAAUGGAAGUCAUAGGGCAGCAGUCCAGACGUGAAAACAAAAGCCCUAAAACUUAAGAGAGUAUGUCCACUUUGAAGUAGCUAAGGUUUCAAUUUAAGAAAUUGUGCCUUCUGCAUUUCUGAGACAUGCUUGUGAUCACAAGUCCUUGGCACUAUUGAGUUGUUUGCUUGCAUUGGCUAUUGUGAGUGAAGUUUUGAGAUUUUACCCCAGUUUGCCAAAUUACCGUAGCUUCAGGCUGCAUGUUAUCCUACUUUUAUCUGUGCAAUUCUCCAAUGGUUACAUUCUGUAAAGGCAUGUAACAAAUGAUGCUCUCUAUACAAAAGUGUGACCUGAGUAUGCAUCUGCCAUGAUUCAAAAUGAGUGCCAGCAACACGUGCAUAAAAAUAUGAUUUGAGUACACAAUGCUAGCUCACAUAAUGAUUCACAUACAGACACAGUUAUUUAAAGACAAGUGUAUGCUCAGAUCAUGAAUUUUUUUUUCUCCUACACUGUGCCUGCUUCUCACCUGUUAUAUUCUCUAUUGUUAUUUUACAUAGUCUAUGGAGUAAGACUCAUCAUGAAUGGCUGAAUAGUGCGUGUUAAUAAAACAUGCACAUAAGAAUUUGAUUAUACUUUGUACACAAAGCAAUAAAUCUGAACUGAUAACACUGCAUUGCAUUUUUUAACAGCCCCUACAUUUUUGACAGUGUCAAGGACCACCUGCAGGUCAAAACUAAGCUCACAAUCGAAGUCUGCAUUCCUGUGGGACUCGAUACAUUUUUUUUUUUUUUGGUGCACCAGGGACAGGGAUAUAAUCGAGACACAUCCCUCCAUAUACAGUGGAUAUUUGUUAACUUUGGUAAUUUAACAAUCUGAUCAAUUGAAACAUCUAGGUUUAUAUACAACUACUGCACUUAGUAAACUGCUUAAGGACUUGCAGAGUUUCUAUUUCUCUUCCAUAAUAGCAAAAAAAGAGUGUUUUCAAUUUAAAAUUGCUAUUUUAAGUUAAUGUUUUUUUUCUGCACAACUGAUGUCUCUAAUAUCCACUUUUAAUAAAUCUGCUUAUCUAGGGCAAGGCUGCGUGGCAGCUGGAGCCUAUGUCGGCAGUCAUUGGGCACAAGGCAUGAGCAACACCUUGACAAAAUGCCAGUCCAUCACAGGGUGAACACAAACAUACAUAUAAAGGCCACUUUAGCAAUACUAAUUCACCAAACCUGUAGGAGGAAAUCACAACACCCAGAGGCAGCUCAUAAGGGCAUGGGGAGAACAAGCAAAAUUAACACAGGGAAUAAACAGGGAUAUAAAUCCCUGUUUCUUCUGUUGUGAAGCAAUUAUGUACCUGUCAUGCUGCCCACAUCUUAAUUUCUAAAAAUGGAGAAUGUUACAUGUAUUGUAAUCUGGGGAAAGCCCACCUUGGUUUUAAAAAUGAUCAGAUUUAUUGUAACAUUUUUAAAUAUAAUAAAACUAGCAUCAUCAUAUUGUCUGUGACUUCUGCUGAUGGGUUUUCUUCCUUAAUAGUAGUUUUUGUGUUUGUCAGAGUGAAUAUGAGCUUUAAGUUUUCAAUGCCAGUUCCCCCCAUUAUACAUUCGGCUUCCUACUUAUGUCCUAGUCUAAGAACAUGGGUUCUAAAUUUUGUUUUUCAUUUUCUGUAGAUUUGAACUUUUUUGUAUUUUGAGUGCACUUUGUGCUUGUAAGUUGAUGUUGAAUAGUAACAUGGGUCUGCCCAGUAUUCCGAAUACUGUCACCUGAGUCAAACUGCCAUGUGUGCUUUUCUUUAAACAAACCCCAUGCCACAUAAAAGUAGAAUUGUGUGCAUUUUCAAAACAUAUAUAAAUGGAUUGGACAAAAUAUGUAUCUCUCAUUUGUUUACACAUUCUUGCUAAUGAUAAAGGCAAAACCCGAGGAUAAUUUUUGUGAUUUUAUAAGUACAAGCCAGAACGCUCUUUUAGGAGACCAUCACCACAAAUUAGAGGACGUCUCAUUACUCUGUAUUUAUUCAUAUCUGUACUUUUUUUAAUGCUAUCAAUAGAUAAACUCUGGUUGUAUUGUGGAAAAGAAAAACAGUCAAACAUAAGUGCCUUUUCUAAAAAAGCAGAAAUACAGUCAGGAGCAGAAUGGAACAUUUUAUGGGUGUGAGAGAAAAUGGGUGGAAGAGGGCAGAAAUUGGAUGGAAUUGUGUCUGGAGCAGUUGGGAGUGGGACGAAACUAUGGUGGGAGCCAGACCAAAAAAACUCUGCACCAUGUAGACCUGUAGUUCAUGACACCAAUCAACACUCAACCUUACAUGCUUAACUGUGGUAUGUCAGGUGCACUCGUGAUAAAACAAAUAUUGGAAAGUUAAAAAUGCAGAUUAUGAAAGAGAGCCAAACUCUGCUUUUGCUAAGGCCAUUACACUAAAUAAACUGUGGACAAUGUUUUUGAAUGAGAAACUGUUUCUUUGUGGUAGGCAUCUCCUCAAGCCCAUAAAAUGAGGUAAUUCUGAGUUGAGAUUUCUUGGCCAUUGUAAGUCAGCUUUUAAUUAUUAUUAUUAUUAUUAUUAUCACACUUAGUGAAAGGCUGAGCAAUCGUCUGAAAUUUUUUAAGCGAAUAAUCUAUAGUUGUGUACAGACUAGAAACUGCAAUUCAUGAUGCUGGGCUUUGCCUUUCAAUAACAUCAAUUACAGAACUUAAAAACAACUUUUUGAAGUGAAACCUGUGAAAGUUGACCAUGGAAGUAGACAAUUAAUAUGGUGAAGUGUACAGCAGGUCUCCUUUUGAAAUGGCACUUUAUCCUAAUAGAGCUUGGUAAGACAUAUUCUUCCAAUGAGUCCCACAGUCUAAGGUUCUGUUAGUCCCUGUUUAAGGCAGUUUAAAUAUCUCCAUCCUUAACUGGUAACUUCCACCGCUCUAAGGUUAAACAAUCUAUACUUUUUUUGGAUUCUGAAUCUGUUUUGAUCUUUAGUGCUUAAGAUUGCUGUAGAAAGCCAAAUCUUUCCAGAUGUGACAAAUUCUAGCUUCCUUCAUCUGGUACACCUAAUUCAUGUGUGUAUGUAAGAGUUUAUGAAUGUAUUUGAUGUCUCUGUGUACCAGCCCACAGACUACAGUCCUGGGCUAGAGUGCCUUCAUUGUGGAGAUGACCCGUUUGUCUCAUGUUGACAUGGAUUUAAACCAGUGAUUAUAAUUGUAUUCGAGUGUUCCCUGUGACCACCUGGUGUUUUAUGUAAGAUAACUACCUUUCUUGUGCCCACUAUUGACACUAUACUUGGCCUAGUGGAAUGUGACUAAGUGGACUGACACUGCUAAAUUUUAUUACUUUUGUGUUUGCUCUGUUAUGAAUGGGCAUCCAAGUCAGUGUCAGUCUUGGACCCUUUGCAGCUGUCAGCUAGGUAAACAGAUCAGAAAAUAAAUUGCUGAGUGAAAUAAAGUUUUGCUGUCAGAAUUAUAUUUAGAGUAGUUAUCUAAUCUUCCCAUUUUUAUGGAACAGUGAGAUAAAUGUUUAAUUCACAUUAUCACAUCAUUGACAUCCUGAAAUAUUUUUACCUUUAACAGUAAGAACAAUUUUGAUAUUAUUUAAAGAUGUGCAGGGUUCUUUCUAAAUAUCUGAAUACUUGUUUAUACUGCUUAAUUUCAUUUCAGUGUGUGAUUUUGUGAACAUAGCAAAUUAUGUAUAUACAGUGGUAGAAAUACAGCACAAAACACAGACAGGUUUUAAUAAAGGGAAUUUGAGCUUUGCAUGUAAUAAAUUAUGUUUUAUGUGCGGUGUAUGUAAGUAAUUGCAUAUAGAAUAAGGUAUACAUUUAUUUGCUUCUAUUAGUUAUUUUGCAGCAUUCCCACUCAAUAUUUGGUGGGCUGUUGCUCCUUUAACAAGACAGUCUUCAUUGAAUCUUUUAACAGCUCACAUUCCAUUUUAAGGGCUAUUAAAAGUAAUGCAAAGGUCAAAGGUGAAUGUUUGGUCUUGAAAUGGCAAGCUUAAGCUUAUUUCAGGAAUAUGUAUAUAAAAGAUAGUUUUAACUUAAUAGAUUGUUUAAAUUUGAUUCUCUCCUAUUUUUAAAAAUAAAAUGCAUGCAGAUAUUUUUAAACUUUUUCAAGUUUAAAGGUUGUUUUGUUCUACUCAUUCUUUAUUCCUUUUUGUCAUGGCUAUAUUAAUGUAUAAAUGAGGAAAAAAUUCUGAAACACAGCUAAAAGAACUGAAAGACAAGUCUAGACUGAAAUGCCUGGUGGGUGAUUAUUCACCUGAUCACCAGAAACAGCUAAAUGGAUAAAACGAUGAUACUAUUCUUAAAUUUGGUAGCACGCAAAAUAGAAAAUACAGAUAGAACCUGGUGUGUGCUGUGCGGAUGGACUUCAGUCACCCCACAUGUUGUAUUGGCCAAGUUUUGCCCCAGCAGAUCCAUAUGGGCUGUUAUUAUUACUUUACUUGUUUUGUGAACAAACCAUUUGUGGUUACCAGCCAUUGUGGUAAUUUAAUGCUUCAGUGUGAAAUGCUUUCUUCUGUGUUUUGUAGAGAAUCAAAAUUAAAGGUUUAUAUAAAAAUAUUAUUUAAACAAUAUUAUGUAAAUAUUUCACCUGAUGGACUACAAAAUAUAACUGUUAUUACAUGGGUUAAGGAUUGUUUUCAUAUUGCACAUUAAAAUGGAGGACUCUUUGAUUAUUUUAAUGAUCAUGUACUUUUUUCACCGAGCCAGUUACCAAGGGAUUUUGAAAUGUGGACUUUCAGACAUAUUGGGCAAGACAUUGUGUGGUUAGCAGUGAUCAUUAUGUGCUGUACUGUUUUCACACAGUAAUCAUACUGCCUACAUUUUGUUCUUGCCUAGCACUUUAGUUUACCUUAUGACAGUGUUUCAACAGCCUGUGAGGUGCUUAAAGUAGAACCAUUAAGAUGUCUUUCCACUGUGAAAUUUGUAUAUUCUGGGGGAAAUGUUCUGUGUGUGAAUAUAAUAUACAGUAUCUAUAUACUGUAAAUAGAAAUGUGUGUUUAUUUAAUGCUAUUGCAUUCAUCUUCCAUUAAAGUAUAAAUGUAAUGAGUGGAAAGUGCUUACUUUGAAAAACUUUUGAAAUUAUUUUGUAAAAUAUACUUAUCUUCUGAGAGCACCAUAGUAUUAUUAAUUCAUUUUUAAAUAUUCUAUCCAGUCCAGAGAUCAGCAUUACACACUACUUCCUUUUUAGCUGGCUGCAUAAAAGAACAUUUAAUGCAGAUGUGACCAUGUUUUUAUCAAGGUAUAGUUGGCAUUGCUGCUGAAGAUGCAUGCAUUCACAAAGUAUAAAAGAUUUAACGAAUACUGGGGGUGUUUCUUGGGAGAAUUAAAUCAGCACAUUCCCUUCAGUGAUAUUCUUCUUCCCUGUCUAAUUCACUGACUUGUUCUGUUAGAUGAUCAUGUUAUGGGUUUUCCAGCUGCAUUUAUUUUCAGCUUGUUUAAAGUGGAUCUGGCAGACAAAGAGAAAAGAAGAUUGGCCUCUUUAAGGAAAUUCAGUACUGCUCUGGAUUUAGGGACACUAAUGACAAUCAAAGCUAAAACCAAUGUAACUUGCAGUAUAAAAUGUAAGACUGACAAUGAUUACGUACUCUUCACAUUUUGGUUUGUGUACAGUACAGUGUUAUAAUUAAGUGUUAUCUGCCAAUAUUAUGUUAAUAUGUGUAUUCAUAAUUGGUCAAUUUUUUUCUUCUGAAAUAUAUUUCAAUAAAGUCACUUGAGAUUUGCA